Messenger RNA from Thermothielavioides terrestris NRRL 8126, 1453 nucleotides. RefSeq lists its product as uncharacterized. The record is from RefSeq and is a predicted model, not a curated record. The transcript is spliced from 3 exons. Lineage: Eukaryota; Fungi; Ascomycota; Sordariomycetes; Sordariales; Chaetomiaceae. The coding region runs from base 56 to 640 and encodes 194 amino acids.
ACCAAACCGAACCAAACCGAAUCCAAACCAAAGGUCACCUCCUGCUUGCGCCAACAUGGCGGGCCCUCCGCUCAAAGUGCCACAGAUCAGCCAGGCUGAAAUGGCUGCAUUCCACGAAGCGCACUUUUCCCAAGCUGCGACAGAUCACUUCCACGCCCACUUCCUCCGACCCGAGCAUCCGCCCGCUGAAGACAUCACAUACCACGCGGCCGAUGACGAAGAAUACUAUGAGGAAGAGGACGAUGGGCUCGGUUACUACCCCGAUGGCGUCAAACGGACCCUCACCGACGAGCAGAUUGCCAUCUUCAGACACUCUGAACUCGAAGCUCUCCGCCGCGCAAGAGAAUCUUCCAACAUGAGAAGGGAAGCAUCCACCCAUUCCGAGGAAGAUGCGGCUCAUGACAUGUCUGAAGGCGAGGUCUCGUCGCCGACACCCGCCGCCACCGCGAACAGAUCCAAAAAGCGGAAGCGGGGCAAAACCAAGAACAAAACCAAAAACGGGGGAGAGCCGAUCGAUCUGCGCAAGCGAACAUGGGACGUGGUCGACGCGGGUCUGGCUACUCUUGACUACGAUGAGGAAGACAGCCAGCCGGUCGAGGCCAGCAUGAUCCAGCGACGUCGCAUCUCUUACGACGACUGAGGACAUCAGAGGCACAAAUCAAACAACACACAUCACAAACUUCACAACCUCAAGACCUCAUUCAUCCUCGCACCAAAUCCAUCGCUGGAUCGCGUCGCACCCGGUCAACCACCGUCCAGUCAACAUAGAAAAGCAGAGCAUGAAAGUGCUUGCACAGAAAUCCGAAAAUGAUCUCGUGAUGUGGAUGAUGAAUAAAUGGAUGAGAGAAGGGUCGUCAUAAAUUGACGAUGGCGGAAUGGACUAGGUGUCGGAAAGGCAAUGGAGGUCAUCAUAAAUUGACCAUGGAGGAAUCUGACCUGGUCUGGCCUGGGCGUACGGGAUGAAGCAGUAAAGGCAGAGGGAAAAGGAAAUGUCGGAAGAGGGUCCGUCAUAAAGUGACGAUGGCUGGACAAGGGUGUUUCUCGUGGAGGACUUCAGGGGCAGAGAGACACGUCGUAAAUUGACGGCCUCUGGACGUCAUAAAUUGACGCUUGUGGCAGGGUCUGGCGUGGCACAGGAGGGUAUGAACGAAGGGAAGGGUAUCUGGUGAUGGUGGACGGGCUUGGGAUGUGGAAUCGGACUUGGCGGAUGGGAUGGGACCGGGAUGGUUGGGUGGCAUGGCGCUUCGGGGAUCUUUUUGAAGGGAAAGGGGGCGGAGAGAGGGUGGUAACGGUGUUUUGGACUUGGGAUCUCGGCUUGUCGUGGGUAUAUUUGGGUGAACAGGAGGUGCCACGCCGGGAUGGUUUGGAGUUUUGGGGCUCGGGCUUUGGAAGGGUAUGAUAUGGUAUACAUGGCUGGGGCGGAGGAAAUACGAAUGACUUUGGGGGACCGGCA